Molecule: messenger RNA, 821 nt
Organism: Pelecanus crispus (Dalmatian pelican)
Lineage: Eukaryota; Metazoa; Chordata; Aves; Pelecaniformes; Pelecanidae
Gene: TMBIM4
Product: transmembrane BAX inhibitor motif containing 4
Biological process (GO): negative regulation of apoptotic process
Cellular component (GO): membrane
Source: RefSeq, a predicted model, not a curated record
GGAGCUCCAUCGAAGAUGAUUUCAACUAUGGCACCAACGUGGCCUCGGCCAGCGUCCACAUCCGCAUGGCUUUUCUACGGAAAGUCUACAGCAUUCUUUCCAUUCAAGUUCUUUUGACCACAGUCACAUCUGCCAUUUUUCUGUACUCUACUGGAGUUCAGGCAUUUGUUCACGAAAGGCCUGCCUUGCUUUUGAUAUCUGGGUUUGGAUCUUUGGCUAUCAUUGUGGCACUGACCCUCUACAGACACCAGCAUCCUGUUAAUUUAUACCUGCUUUUUGGAUUUACCAUACUGGAAGCACUGACAGUUGCCAUUACAGUGAGUUUCUAUGACGUGUCCAUCGUCUUGCAAGCCUUUAUUCUUACUACUGCUGUAUUUCUUGGACUGACUGCAUACACCUUGCAGUCAAAGAGAGACUUCAGCAAAUUCGGAGCAGGCCUCUUUGCUUGUUUGUGGAUUUUAAUCUUCUCGGGUUUCCUGAGGCUGUUUUUCUACAGUGAGACAAUAGAGUUGGUGUUUGCUGCUGCUGGAGCUCUUCUGUUCUGUGGAUUUAUUAUUUAUGACACUCAUUUGCUGAUGCACAAAUUAUCCCCUGAAGAGUACAUACUGGCUGCAAUCAAUCUCUACUUGGACAUCAUCAAUCUGUUCUUACACCUGCUGCGUUUACUGGAAGCAUUUAAUAAAAAAUAGUCAAAAGUGGUAUGGUUUGACUAUAGUUUAAAAGUUAAGUACCUAAAUAAUGUUUGGAUGAUCUACAAACUGUGUAGUUCUGUCUUCUGGAGACUGAAUCUUUAUUGCUUUUUCAUUCCAUGAAUAUUGAUC